AAAGACAUCAAGGUGAAUUUUCAGAAGCAUUUGUUGAAUUUUGUGCUUUGUGCUGUGAUCACGGUGCUCGUGCUUGAAGAAAAAGACAAAGAGGGAGAGAGAGAGAGUGAUAAAGAUAUCGUUUCCCUUUUCAACAGACUUCAAACUGUUUUUAUAAUUAACUAUUAUUGUGAACGUUGUUAUUCCUCACGUGUAAAUCUAAAAACGAUUUUGUCUAAGGGGAAUUUAACGAUUUGGUGUAAAAACAUACAAAACCACUGAAGGAAAUAAAAUAAGAACUUUAUUUUCUAAAUUUACAACGUCCUAUAAGAUAUAAUUUUAUUUUCACCUAAGGAAGUAAAUGAGAAAGCUUUUUUAAAAACUUUUGAAAAACGAAAAAAAUAAGAAUUUACACUUACAAAUUGAAGCUAUUAGUUUUUUGAAAGGGGAAUAUAUAACGUAGUCAAUUAGGAAAUGGUCAUGGAGGCAACCCAUUCGGCACAAUCUGUAGGCCGUGAGUUUGUUCGACAAUAUUACACUUUGUUGAAUCAAGCUCCAGCUCACCUUCACAGAUUUUACAAUCAUAAUUCAUCUUUCAUUCACGGCGGUCUCAACAAUGCAGAUCGUGAUAUUCUUCCUGCAAUUGGCCAAAAAGAAAUUCAUCAGAAAAUACAACAAUUAAACUUCCGAGAUUGUCACACCCGUAUCAGUCAAGUGGAUUCUCAGGCAACUUUAGACGAUGGUGUUGUUAUUCAGGUAACAGGAGAGUUUUCCAACGCAGGCGAACCAAUGCGUCGUUUUACUCAGACGUUCGUUUUGGCGUCAAGAGCACCGAAAAUGUACUAUGUGCUUAAUGAUAUCUUCCGAUACCAAGAUUUAGGAUUUCCAGAUGAAGAAGAAGAGCUAGAAACAGAUAAUACGUUGGGUGAAUCGACUGAACGUACUGAAAAUGAAGAAGGACGUUCUGAGACCGAGGAAGAUGAUCAAGCUCAUCAAAAUCAGAGCGUCCAGGAUCAAGGACAUUCUACACAUCUUCCUGGACAACCAUCACCUCUCCAACCAACCCAACAACCAAUUUAUUACCCACCAACUAAUCAACAGAUUAACCCAAUGCCACCAGUAAUAAAUGGAAACAUUCAUGAAGAAACUCCUUUAAUAAACCAACAACGACAGCCAAUAUUACCUCAACCAACUCAACCAUCACAACAGUACAUUGAACCUACUCAACCCGAACAGUUUACUCAGGAACCAGAAGUGGCAGUUAAAGUGGAACAACCUCAGACGCCGUUGCAGCAACAGCAACAAACUCCGCAACCACCAAUUAUGCAACAAUCUUCACCACAGCCCUCACAAACAACACCGCCCCAACCCCCCGUACAACUACCACAACAGACACAACCCCCACAACCUCCUAUACCUCAACAGCAACCAACACAACAGCCACAACAAUCAGAAGACGAAAACCGUCUACCGGAAGAAUCUAAUGAACAACAGACAUCUGAAAGCUUACCACAACCGACAACAGAGACAGAAUCAGAACAAAAUACUACUCCGGGUUCACAUAACAGACAAAAAUCAUACGCCAAGACUGUCCGGUCCAGUACAAUGGGUGGAAGUUGCAAUCUAAUGCCCAAAACAUCUAUGUCUCCACCACCCGUAUCGAACAUUCGAAACGAAGAUCGUCCAAUGGACAUUUGGAAUCCAUCCAACACGAACAUCAACUCUAAUACCCUAUCAUCUGGACAGCAUCGUGUUGGAAGUAACCAAACGCCUCAGCAGCGUUCUCGAGUUGGACCCGUACAAAAAGACAAUCGUGGACGUCGUGAUUGGCCUGACAAUCAUCAGUUGUUUGUUGGAAAUGUUCCACAUCAAGCGACUGAAAGUGAAUUAAGAGUAAUCUUCGAAAGAUUUGGAAAAGUUGUAGACUUGAGGAUUUUCUCAAAAGGCAAUGAACGUUCAAAAGGUAUGCAAGGACAGAAUAAUAUGAUGCGAGUGCCUCAUUACGGAUUUGUGACAUUUGAAGAUGCAAGUGUCGUCACUAAAGUCCUAGCGGCUUGUCCAAUUUGCUACCCUGGUGAAUCUGGACAAAAGUUGAACAUUGAAGAGAAAAAAAAUAAAUUACGAGUUCCUGGUGACAAUAAUAUGCGAUCCAACCAAGAUAAUAUGCGUUCAUCUAUCGGAGGAGUACAGCAACAACAACAGCAACAGCGUGGCCCAGGUGGUCCAGGUGUAAUGCGAGGUGGACAACAUUCUCGAGGUGGACGAGGGUUUUCUCGUGAUGGUGGAAGAGGCACAAUGAGACAACCAGGCAAUAUGGGCAAUCCUGGUUAUCAAAACCGUCGCUAAUUGUUACUAGUGACAACUUCUGCCUCGUACAGAUUUUAUAUGUCAGCAAACCUACGAUAACUAUUCAAACAUCAUUUUUUUUAGAUAUUCGUGGUGAUUUAAUGACAUUUAAAUCUCCCAUUAAUCCGCGAAAUGGAUCUUUAUAUCAUCAUCAUCUUCAUAAUCAUCAUUAAUAUGAACGUCAUCAUCGUCGAAACAUCACGCCCAAACUUAUGAUAACGUCCGGACGAAUGAUUAGUAGAUAAUCGUCGAUAAUUAUGUUCAUUAUUAAACCUAAGGCUUCAGGAAAUUUUUUAUCUACAAUUGAAUCUUUCAUAAAGAAUUUCAUACGAAUUGUUAUUUAUUCAUUUAAAAUGCGACAAAUUUUGAAUAAUGUCCUUUGUCUAUUUUUCCACUCUCUCUCUCUUUCUUACUCUUGGUUGUUUUCAUUUUCUAUUCUUUUUGUCGUAAAAUUUCCUGGAGUCUGAUUUAUAUUAUUGAAUUUUAUUUUUUUUUUUCUUUAGAUUAAAUUACGCGACAGGUCGCAAAAAUAAAUCUUCAAAUGUUUACAAAGUUAAAAGAAAAUCGGGAUUUAUUUGAACAUUUCCCGAAUAAAAUAGUUAUCAUGAAUUUUUCAAAUUCUUGUGAAUUAAGUUUUUUCUCUAAUUCCUAAAAAAAAAUCAUAAAUGAAUUUUUUUCGUUUUUUUUCCUGCUGUAAUGUAUUUUAUGGACAUAGGUUAUUAUUUAAAUAAUUUGUUUUAUGUUUUUUCUCUGAAAGAGUCAAUAAAUUAAUUGAUAAAAUUCGAUUAAUUAAACGAAUAGAACUAAUUAUGGUUGAAUAACACGUAGGAAUUCGUUGCAUCUAAUAAUGACUUUUUUCUAGUGAAUAAUGACUAAACGAUUCAGAGUGUUAGUUUAAUAUAAUUAAAGAGAAAAACAAUGAUAAUAUUCUACGGCCUUUUUUAUUCGCAUAACCGCAUAAACACUAAAGAGUGCAAAUAAAUAAAAGCAGACUUGAAAAUAAAAUUUCACGAAUAUCAAAUGUCCUGCUUUGUACUGCCAUGUAUGGUCAAUCCCAAAAAACAUCGAUUGAUCAUUUAAAAAAAGAAGUAAAUUACUGUUAGCUGGUUGAACUUAUCAUCUCUUCUUAUUUCAUUCUUCGAUUUUAUAUUGUUUCGUACUUGAGAAAAAUGUUCUAUGUAAUAUAAAUAACUGUGAAAUAUGAACUAUCAAUUCUUCAUAUACAAACCAUAAGAGCAAGUUUUAAAUCUCUUUGACUUAUAUUGUAAUAAAUUAUAAUUAACUUAAAACGUGCUGCGGUACGUUUUUUUUUUCUUUUUCUCUUUUUUUUUUUGGAUGUUAAUAUUCAAAAGGAGAAAAAAAAAAGAAAACCGACAAAUAAAAGUUGCCUGUUUUUCCAAGUAAUUAUUGAAUGUGAAUUUGUUAUUUAAUCCAUUUCGACUAAUAUAUACAUAAAUAUAUAAAUAUAUCGAAUACUUCAAAUGUUUAAACAAUGAUUUUCAAAUACGUUGGAAGUAUUGAAACGUUUUACACUUCGAUUAAAUUAUCUAUGUACAUAAAUAAACAUCGCAUGUAUAUAAGCAUUUUGAGAUAAAGACUUUGAUCAUGUGCUAAUUUUAUUACACGUUAUAUACGAAUGCAAGACUAGAAUUUGAAGUAUAUUUAAAAAAAAAUAUUAUUAGAAAUAUUACAACUAUUAAUAAUUCUAUAAAAUAAACAUUAGCAAUGCCAUUAAUAUGAUGAAAAGCAAUGAAUUAAUUGUGAAAUCUCAAAGUCAAUAUUAAAGUAUUAAAAUCAGUAUUUCCAACACUUACGGUUUUGAUUAAAAACAAGUUUAAUAUAUAAAUUUUUAUAAGACAUGUUAUUUUGUGUAAUAUGGCGGAUAUGAUUUGGAAUUUAUUCAAAUUAAUAUUUUAAGAAUUUUAUUUAAGAAAUGAUUAAUAUGAUUAAGUAAAUAAGUUUACAACUGCUCAACUUUAUUUUUAUGUUCAUUAGUCGAAAUGGGUUGAUUACAUUAAUGAUGAAAUAAUUAUUUAAUAAUUGAAUAACUGAAAAAA
Chelonus insularis is the source of this 4382-nucleotide messenger RNA. It is a transcript of the gene rin, whose product is annotated as ras GTPase-activating protein-binding protein 2. Gene Ontology annotation, molecular function: mRNA binding. The transcript has 8 exons. The record is from RefSeq and is a predicted model, not a curated record. Bases 454 to 2325 code for a protein of 623 amino acids. Gene Ontology annotation, cellular component: cytosol; ribonucleoprotein complex. Lineage: Eukaryota; Metazoa; Arthropoda; Insecta; Hymenoptera; Braconidae.